Messenger RNA from Lachancea nothofagi CBS 11611, 1569 nucleotides. Lineage: Eukaryota; Fungi; Ascomycota; Saccharomycetes; Saccharomycetales; Saccharomycetaceae. The record is from the annotation of a GenBank genome assembly.
AUGAGCAGUUACGUUUUGCGAAUCAAAGACGCACUUUUCAAGUCAUCUCUGCAGAAGUCUGCAGCGCCUGUAUUUCCAGACCCUAUCAAGCAUUUUCAAAUAAAACCACAUGAAAGAUGGGUAAUUUGGGGAUCGCAAAGAUCCAAGUUUAUGGAUGUUUUGGGAAAUAAGUUCCUCUCUCAACCCCCGCUAUCGCUGGAAUACGGCCUUAAACAUGAAGCUUUGCCGAGAAUAGAGUGCGUAAAGUUCACAGGUGUAAUGCCUACUGCUCAUAUAAGUGCCAGAUAUGAAUACUUCAAAGAUGAUUUCGAUCAGACGUGUGGAAAGUUCAUCAAAGACAACUCAAUCGGCUCUAUGGCUGUGAAGUAUGAAGUUAGUAAUACAAACAGAACUAUAGACCUCAAUUUAUAUGCUUAUCUGCUCAGGGAGCUUAAACUUCAAGAACUUGAAAAUCGAUGGGCCAUGGGUCUUAGUAACGGACAAAUGCGGAGGGCACGGCUAGCGCGUAGUCUGCUCAAAGAGCCUGAUCUGGCUUUGAUAGAUGAACCGUUCCUGGGACUUGACCCCACUGCCACCAACAUCAUCUCGAAUUUUUUGGCAAAUUACUCUAAAAGCCCAAUUGCAAUUGGGUUGAGAUACCAGGAUCCAAUUCCUGAAUGGUGCACGCACGUCUGCUGCGUGGAUGCGAAUGGUAUAGUUUUUCAAGGUGAGAAAGAAAGCGUGCAAGAUCAAAUCAUUUCAAAUCGAAAACAAUACGGGCUUGAAAAUGCGACGCACGAAUCGAAGUCCAAGUAUCAUGUGAAAGACCUUGUCUCGUUUCACCCAUUGGCUCAAAUUCCACGUCACGAAAUUGUGGAAUUAUCUAAAGGUUUGGAACUACGAGGACUUUCUGUUUCUUACAGAGGCGAGCCGAUCCUCAAAGAUCUGCACUGGAACGUGGCCCCAAACUCAAAAUGGCAUAUAAGAGGCGACAACGGUUCAGGGAAGUCUACAUUACUAUCGUUGUUAACCGCAGAUCAUCCGCAGUCUUGGAACUCACGCAUCGUAGAAAACGGUGUGCCUCGCAAGACUGGAUCCACGGACUAUUUCACCAUAAACAAGAAAAUUGGCAUGUCUUCCCCAGAACUGCACGCUAUCUUCAACAAGUCUAGAAGUGCUAACUUAAGCGUGCAAGAAGCGUUGGCUUCAGGAUUCAACGAUAACUCUUCUAAUAAUUUCUUGGCACGUUACGAGUCCUUGACCGACCAACAGCGUCAUAUUCUCGAAAUGUACGCAGACUAUUUUGACCUUUUUCCUCUUUUGAACAAAAAGUAUCGCGAGCUCUCGGUCAGCGACCAGAAGUUGGUUUUGUUUGUGCGCAGCAUGCUCAAGAUGCCCGAAAUUUUAAUUCUAGACGAAGCUUUCUCAGCUAUGGAAAAGAAUCCGAUGAACAAGUGCCAUGAGUUCCUGAAGCAAUGGCCAGGCAUCGUUCUGGUGGUGUCCCACGUUUUGGACGAGACACCCCGCUGCGAACAUUACAUACGGCUAAUCUCGCCGGGUCAAUAUGAGAUCGGAAAUGUCCCAAAGUGA